CCUCCUCCCCCUCCUCCUCCGCAUCAACCACAAACACAACAAACUCGCACCCGCAAACCCAAGCCUACAUAACAAGCUACGACCCCUUCUCCCUCCCCACAGCCUCAAACCUAAUGACCUACCUCUACACGCGCGACCCAACAACCAACCGACCCAACGGCCUGGCCGCCCUCCGCUACCUCGGCGCCCACAACGGAUACCACCUGGACCCAUGCAUCGCCAGCCCAGGCAGUCCAAAGGGGAUCUCAGAUCUGCUGCUAUUCGCCGCGAUGGCGCUCCUGCGGCAGAUGGGAUGCAACUACCUGAGCCUGGGGUACGAGCCGUUCGAGGAGCUGGGGACGGUGGAGGGGCUGUCGUCGGGCUUGGUCGAGCGGUUGACGAGGAGUAUGUAUCGGUAUGCGUUUGCGCGGCUGCCGAUCCAGGGGAAGAAGGCGUAUCAUGAUAAAUUCCGGCCUGAUGCGGCGUUGGAGCGCGGACUGUAUUUGAUGUUUGUGAGUGAGGGCGGUGCGGGCCUGAAGAAAGGGCUGGGCGGAGGCGUGGAGUUGGUGAGGCAGGUUGUUGGUGUGGCGCAUUUGGCGAAUAUUCGCAUAAGGAGGGUGGUUUGGGGGUGAUUCUUUUUUUUUUCCCUUUAAAAUUCGGGGUGUUUUGGGG
Aspergillus homomorphus CBS 101889 is the source of this 651-nucleotide messenger RNA. RefSeq lists its product as uncharacterized. The coding region runs from base 114 to 611 and encodes 165 amino acids. Gene Ontology annotation, molecular function: aminoacyltransferase activity. Gene Ontology annotation, biological process: phospholipid homeostasis. The transcript has a single exon. The record is from RefSeq and is a predicted model, not a curated record. Lineage: Eukaryota; Fungi; Ascomycota; Eurotiomycetes; Eurotiales; Aspergillaceae.